GCAAGCAUUUCUACCGCAAUUACUGAACUACGCGCGCAGAUGAUGAAGUUUUUCCAUAAAUACUCGUAGACAUUCGACGAAAUCUUUAAAGAGUAGCUGGUAUGAAUACCAUCAUAAUCUGGUUCAGGAUCCGAUUUUCGUCUGGCAAGCACCCGAAAACCUGCUAAUUGAGCAUCUUUAAAAGAUCUAGACCACCACAAAGCACGACAAGUGGACUAUCAUGUCCGGGACGGCAUCCAUUUUGGGACGGCGUCGCACAAAAUCAGUGCAAUAUCCUGUCAAGGACAAAGAUACAGGAACAUCGAAGGCUGUGGUUGCGGUUAGCCAAGCGAACUGGCUGCACGCAAAACGGAGAAAGGGGAACGCCGCUGAAGUAAUCCGCCCUCAAAGGAUCAAGCUUGCCUUUAUGGACUUAAAGAACGAAGUGGUGCCCAAUGAUGGCGCAACAGAGUUGCGAGAUGUCACAAGAAAACAAAUUUUAGAAGAAGCAAUAAAUACUAUAAAGACUCUGGAGGGGGUCACACAAGGGCAAAACGGAGAACUACAAAGACUGAGGCAAACCCUGGCUGGCAUAGAGAUCAUUAAAGCAAGUCAAGAAACGGCUGCAGAAAAGCUGGACAUUCACCCUAGCACAAGUGGUCAACCAAAUCAGGAUGAAAUUAGAUUUCAAGUGUUUGAGAGAAUGAUGGACCAGCUUUUCCAAACCUACAACCACCUCGUGGAUGCAUCCAGUUUCCAGGCGCUGUCCGCUACAACCUCCUUGUGGCUCGAAGAAUACUGCAGUCCCUCCAGCAUCACGGCCUUGACAGCUGGAGUCUUACGUGAUUGUCAGUGAUGGUGUUAUUUAAUGAAUACUCUUCACACACAACCGUUUUACGGUUAAACCCUCAAUUUUUGUUUGUACUCGGUAGCCACAACUGAUGCAUACACACAGGCACAGAUGUGCAUUUAGAUCUUCCAUACAAAAUUUGAUACGCAUUUGUCAUAUUUUUUGAUAAACCAUAAGUUU
Molecule: messenger RNA, 1009 nt
Organism: Paramacrobiotus metropolitanus
Lineage: Eukaryota; Metazoa; Tardigrada; Eutardigrada; Parachela; Macrobiotidae
Product: max-like protein X
Exons: 6
Coding region: 221-835 (204 amino acids)
Biological process (GO): positive regulation of transcription by RNA polymerase II
Cellular component (GO): RNA polymerase II transcription regulator complex
Molecular function (GO): protein dimerization activity; DNA-binding transcription factor activity
Source: RefSeq, a predicted model, not a curated record